UGCUUACAUCGCGCUUCAUACGUUGCAAACUUUCCGUUUGCGUUUGCGCACAAUUAUCCAUUUAUCCCCACCAAAACUACGGUAGUUCCUUAUGGUGGCAUACCAACCGCAGUUCAUCGGACUUCUGGACAAUCGCUCAUUGACCCAAACGAGCAUGAUUUUGAUAGUAUGGCCUUAAAGGCUCUUGGAGGUUUCAUAUUGAUUUUAAACGAAAACGGUGAUAUUUAUUAUGCUUCGGAGAAUAUUGAAGCUUAUUUAGGCUUCCAUCAGUCAGAUAUUUUACAUCAGCCAUUAUUUGAUAUGAUUCAUUCUGAAGAUCGUGAAGAUAUCAAGCAGCAAUUAUCAUGGAACUAUAACCUUCCUUUUCACGUGACCUGUUUACAGGAUAUCCUUACGCCUGGUGGAAUGCCUUUCUUAGAACGUAAUGUCAAUGCACGAUUUCGUUGCUUGCUGGAUAAUACAUGUGGAUUUUUGAGAAUAGAUGUACGUGGAAAGUUAAUAAGCCUUCACGGAUUACCACAUUCUUACGUGUUGAACAGAAUUGAAGCUCAUUCAUCUGGUAAUAUUGUUCUUGGCUUGAUAGCUAUCUGCAGUCCAUUUGUUCCACCAAAUGUAAUUGAUCAGCAAGUUGAUGACCCAAUCUUGAAAUCCAAGCAUUCGCUUGAUUUUAUGCUUGUUUCCAUGGAUAAUCGCAUGAAAGCUUUAUUAGAAUUAGAUGACAAGAAUCUGCCACAUAGCUUCUACAGUUUGGUUCAUAUUGAAGAUGCCACAUGUAUUGCAGAAGCUCACAAAGAAGUAACAAAAAAUAGCGCAAGUGGCAUAUUGAUUUAUCGAUUGAUCAGUAAAUGUAGUCAAAGAAUUUAUUGGAUGCAAAGUAGUUGUCGAAUGUUUCACAAAAAUGGCAAACCUGAGGCUAUUGGCAUGACUCAUCGCUUAUUAACUGAAGUGGAAGGGACUAUGCUGCUGGAGAAACGAACAUCGCUGAAAGCUAAAUUGCUGUCAUUCGAUGAUUCUCUCUUACAGUCUGCAAGAAAUUUACAGUCAAUUGCAGCACUACCAUUAACAGCAUCUGGUAAUUUACUCAAGUCAAUGCAAGCACCAGGAAACCAAAAUAUGUCAUCAGCCCUAUCACUAGCAGUUCAACAACAACAACAACAACAACAGCAACAACAGCAACAACCACGUGGACGUAAACGGAGAAAACACGAAAAUAAUAGUAUUACUAAUCACCAUCGAUCUACUUUGCCAGCAACACAAAAUUCACUAAGCGUAGCACCAUCUACGAGUCGCCCAAAGCAGAUACAACAUGAAAAACAACAACAAAUCUUAUCUGCUGCAACAAUGGCUACUUCAUACGUGAAUCGAUUACCUCGAAUACCGCAAACGAGUACCUUCACUACGGGAGUUAGUCAAAGUGUUUCCGGUACAGCAAAUGCGUCAGAACUACCAGACUUGUUUCAGUUUUCUCAGGAUCUAACAGGGUUUCCUGGAUUUACUGCUUAUUUUUCCGCUGACAAUACUAGCAGCACAUUUCGGGCUGAUUCUGGAUAUCAGUGGUCCUCAUCAGCUAAAGCUAAUUAUUGGUCUUCAUCAUCCUCUUCUGAUCUGUAUGAUCAAAAUUAUGUUGCAAAUCAGACAGGCUACACAGCAACAUUUACAAGCGCAUUUUAUCCUUCUCAAAUGGAUCAAAAUAUAUUAGUACCUGCGAGAAACCGAGUGGAAUACCCUGCACUAAUCACUGCAAAUAAUUUAGCAACAAGUAAAUAUAUGAGCACUUAUACGCCAACACCUGCGCAGCUGUUAUUGUCAUCGUCUGAAUUACCUUUACCGCUCGUGCAAACAACGAAUGUGACAAUAAUGCCUGCGACUUUGUUUGACACGUCGCAACAUUCUAUGCAAAUAGACGCAUUUAAUUCAACAGCAUUCAGUGAUUGUGCACAAAAUUUGCAAGCAGUCGCAAUUCAGAAUACUCAAUGUGAAUCUAAUUGCAAUAUUAUUGAUAAUAACAGUGAUAAUAAUAUUAAUGUAAAUAGUGUUACGUCAUGUUCGACGGGUUUCAAUUUGAUUUCAGAAGUUACAAAUACUUUACUUGAGUAAUG
Messenger RNA from Thelazia callipaeda (thelaziosis nematode), 2099 nucleotides. Lineage: Eukaryota; Metazoa; Nematoda; Chromadorea; Rhabditida; Thelaziidae. The record is from the annotation of a GenBank genome assembly.